AUGGAAACACACAUCUUUCCGCUCGAGAUCCUCUCUGAUAUAUUCCUCUACUCUCUUCCUAAUUUCCCUGAUCAAGUCCUCUCACUACAUUCCGCGCCACUUGUCCUCACACAGGUCUCUAGAGAAUGGCGGGCCCUUGCUCGCUGCAUCCCAGAGUUAUGGGCACAGAUUCGCCUCCCGGAUACAGAGAACUGGUCGGACGCAGCGCUCGCGUCGUUAUUCGCCGAGUUAGGGACGUGGCUUCGCCUCUCACGCUCAUCACUUCUAUCUAUUCAUCUGGCAACACACGAUCCACGCGGGUACACACGUUAUCUGAACGUUCUCUCUGUUCACUCACGUCGCUGGAAAGAUGUGCACAUGGAACUCGCCCCCGGUCAUUAUCUCCCCCCUAUUUCGCUCUUAGCGGUGCCAUUUCUGGAGAGAUUCACGCUGAAAGCGAAGCUGAGCGCCGAGAACGCCGAAGCAUUAAAGGAGUCGCUGAGAUUCGCACCUUCCCUGCACGCCAUCGACGUCGAAUGGCAUCCAGGCUGGUCGCUCCCAUGGCCAAAAAUGACGCAGCUUGCCAUGCAUGCAGACGAGUCCCUCCCAAUCUUCGACCUCGCCCAGCUCACAUCGCAUCUAUCGCAAUGCAAUGUCUUGUCCUCGCUCAAGCUGGCAGCAAUCGACUACGACGACUUCGUCGGCACCGCUCUGACGGCCGAGCUGCCGCAGUUGCAGGUCCUAGACGCGGCAUUGGAGGAUCCCGUCGUGCUUGGCUCGUUCCUGCGCACCAUCGCGGCGCCCCAACUACACACCCUGCGCCUAUGCACGAGAGAUGCGGUCGAGCUAUUCUCUUCUGGGAAUUUGCAUAUAGGCUUGCGCGAGAUGCUGUCGCGCUGCUCUCUCACACUCCAUGUUUUCGAACUCACUUCGCGCUGGGUGAGUGACGGGCUGCUCAUAGAGGCGCUCAGGAACAUGCCGAACCUCUCUUAUCUUUCCCUCAAAUCCAUGCCUCUGAGCAGAGCCACACUCGAGGCCUUGACAUCGCGGUGGACACACGAGGGGAAGCUCACGUCGGGGCUUUGUACGAAGCUGGAGCAUCUACAUCUGCGCACAGACGACCAUACUCCGAAUUUUCCGUACGAGCAGCUUGCAUCCCUGGUGGAGUCAAGGCGGAGGGUUGUUCCCGAUUCCUUUCACGCAAACACCCCCGAUGCACCUGUUGUCGCCCGGCUGACUUCGUUCGAAAUGGCCGAUCAUGAUAAUACGCUCGUAUUGCGCGAUGUCGCGAUGAAGGAUUGCGUUGGAUCGUCAACCGACAAGAUGUUUCUUGGUGCUGGGAAUAAUGGCGCCUUGCGUUUGUCGUCGCUUAACAGCGAAGAACGACUGCCUGAUGUGUUAGAUCAGCCACGAAGACUACAUCUGCAUCGUCCCUCCGAUAUUUCCUACGUUCUCCGACCCCAGCGGACUUCUACGUUUGAAGGAACAGAGGAUGCAAUGGAGCACAUGACCUGA
Molecule: messenger RNA, 1494 nt
Organism: Heterobasidion irregulare TC 32-1
Lineage: Eukaryota; Fungi; Basidiomycota; Agaricomycetes; Russulales; Bondarzewiaceae
Exons: 3
Coding region: 1-1494 (497 amino acids)
Source: RefSeq, a predicted model, not a curated record